CUGGCAGCGGGGUCGUGGGCCUACUAUCACAUUUCUGAGCACAAAAGAAUUAUUUGAUUUAUUUCCUAUACUGGGUAAAUACAGUCCAACCAUGUGAUCCACAGUGUAACCAAUGGGCAGCCGAGAAGAAGGUAAGGGCAGGAAAAAAAAAUUACUACCAUUUUAGGGGAGGAUGUAAGGCACUAUACCAGCCCAUCUAACGUUUUACAGUCGCACUUAAGUGUCUUUUUAUUGAAAUAAUAAAAUAAACAUGUCGCUAACGAAUUAUUAUUCCAUGAUGGGGCUCCAGACCGAGGAGCCGUACGGUGCACAUUUCAUCCCGGGAGGCUUGCAGGGUUCGACGGCCGGCUGCGCAAAGACAGCCCGGGGAGCGGAGGAAGAGGAGGGGACCCCCGGCUCACACAUUCCGGAUUUUUCACAUUUUUCCAACAAACAAACGAGCUUAAACGGCUUUUCUCCUUGGACAAACACCUCUACUUCCUCUUCAUCCUCUUCUCCGCAGCUGCAGUCCACCCCCGGCGCCUCCAUCCCCGGCCUUUUUCAUCCACAUCACCUCCUGAGCCACCACCACCACCACCCAUACUACGGCCCGCAGGCGCAGACCCACGCCGAACACCUCGCAUCCGCGGCCGCUUCCGAGAGCAGAUUCGUCCGCUGCUGGGAGGGUGCGACCCCCACCUCGGAGACCUCUCUGUCACAUGCGUCGGCCAGUUUUCCCGGGUGUCUCCCCGCUCAGGGUGACCUCUCCAAUCCGAGCCCGAGGUAUGAGGCGGUUAAACCUGAGAAUUCACCGCCGCCACAAGAUAGCCCCGCGGAUUCCAGCUUCGCCAGCCCGACUGAAGUGGUCCUAGAGCGGCUUGGGACCGUGGAGGAGCUGCGGAGAAAGCCGGAGCCCAAAAAAGAGGACGAGGAGAGGAAAACACGGCCACAGCUUGACCCGGAAAAUCCAUCAGCUAGUUGGAUCCAUGCCAAGUCCACCCGGAAGAAAAGGUGUCCGUACACCAAACAUCAGACCCUGGAGCUGGAGAAGGAGUUUCUCUACAACAUGUACCUGACCAGGGACCGGCGCCUGGAGGUGGCAGGACUCUUAAAUUUGACAGAGAGACAGGUCAAAAUCUGGUUCCAGAACAGACGGAUGAAGAUGAAGAAGCUGAUGACCCGGGACAGGAGGAGUAUGAAUGAAUGA
Molecule: messenger RNA, 1186 nt
Organism: Morone saxatilis (striped sea-bass)
Lineage: Eukaryota; Metazoa; Chordata; Actinopteri; Moronidae
Product: homeobox protein Hox-D9b-like
Exons: 2
Coding region: 251-1186 (311 amino acids)
Biological process (GO): regulation of transcription by RNA polymerase II; anterior/posterior pattern specification; proximal/distal pattern formation
Cellular component (GO): nucleus
Molecular function (GO): RNA polymerase II cis-regulatory region sequence-specific DNA binding; DNA-binding transcription factor activity, RNA polymerase II-specific
Source: RefSeq, a predicted model, not a curated record